AUCCAGAAACGCCACCCGGAGGAAGGAGAAGUUUCGCAUUGCAAUAUCGACACAAAGGUGUAUUGUGUAUCACAAUUAUUGACGGUAUUAUCAGGUAUUAUAGUGUACGUUCACUGUACAAUGUGAUUGUACACGCUCGUGUAUUUCGUAUUGUCUAUCGUUUGGUGUCGCGUCAUUGUAUUUUCGAAAAUAAAAAUGGAGCAUGUAGGAAAGAUUACCAUAGUAUGGGGUCGACAGAAGAUCGAAAUCCCAGACGUAGAUCUUGGUGAUACUGUGCGAGGUCUGAAAGAACGAAUACACAAGGAAACUGGGAUACUUCCGGAACGUCAGAAGCUUCUGAACGUCAAAACCAAAGACAAAGCAUCUCAAGAUGAGGAGAUCUUACGAAACUUGGGUAUGAAACCUGGCUUUAAGCUCAUGUUGAUGGGUUCUCGCGAGGAGGAUAUUGCCGAAGCUCGUCAUGCACCGAAGAAUAUGCCUGAUGUGAUUAAUGAUUUCAAGGUCGAAGAGGAAGAGAUAGAAAUUGAGAAUGUGAAAAUCUGUAUGUUUCAAAUUCAAUGUAGAAUCAAUUUUUACAAGUUUGUAGAGUUGAAUCCGUUCAGAGAAGGAAAGAAAUUAUUGGUACUCGACAUAGACUAUACAAUCUUUGAUAACAAGUCAACAGCAGAAACUGGUGCAGAAUUAAUGCGGCCUUUCCUUCACCAGUUUCUGACAUGGGCUUAUCUUUACUAUGACAUAGUGAUUUGGUCUGCAACCAGUAUGAAAUGGAUCAAUGAAAAGAUGAAGGUACUCGGGGUUUCUAAUAACCAACAUUAUAAAAUAGCUUGUCACCUUGAUUCAAAUGCUAUGAUCAAUGUUCACACGUCAAAAUAUGGUACAAUCAUGGCAAAACCUCUUGCCGUCAUAUGGGGAAAAUAUAAGCAGUUCUCUGCUAAGAACACUAUAAUGUUUGAUGACAUUAGGAGAAACUUCAUUAUGAAUCCACAAUCAGGACUGAAAAUAAAGCCAUUCCGGCAUGCACACAUUACUAGAAGAAAAGACAGGGAGCUAGUGAGAUUGUCUCAUUAUUUGACACUGAUAGCUAAAGUUGAUGACUUUGAAACUUUAAAUCACAGAAAAUGGCAAGAAUAUAUCAUUGAGAAGACUAAAGAGGAGAAGAGAAAUUUUGAAGAAAAUGAAGGAAGGAGCAAGUAAAUCUUUUUCCACUGUGUUAAAUAUUUGUUAAAUUUUAUCACUUCUUUCCACUUCGUAUAAGGAUAAGUCUAAACUUCAUCAUCAAUUAUCAUAAAUAUAAUGCAAGGAUCUAAAUUCUAUAUAAAGAAGAACUUG
Megachile rotundata (alfalfa leafcutting bee) is the source of this 1329-nucleotide messenger RNA. It is a transcript of the gene Ublcp1, whose product is annotated as Ubiquitin-like domain-containing C-terminal domain phosphatase 1. Gene Ontology annotation, cellular component: nucleus. Lineage: Eukaryota; Metazoa; Arthropoda; Insecta; Hymenoptera; Megachilidae. Gene Ontology annotation, molecular function: protein serine/threonine phosphatase activity; protein binding. Gene Ontology annotation, biological process: protein dephosphorylation; regulation of proteasome assembly. The record is from RefSeq and is a predicted model, not a curated record.